AUGUCGGACAAAGAAUUUGGCAACAGUGACGACCUGUCUCUCCCCAAAGCCACUGUCCAAAAGAUUAUCUCUGAAAUCCUACCUCAGCUGCCUCAUGACAACACCGGCGCCGGCAAGGAAGGUGAAAUGACAUUCACCCGCCCGGCCCGCGAUCUUCUCAUUUCCUGUUCGCUCGAGUUCCUCCGCAUGGUCUCCUCCGAAUCCAACGAGAUAUCCGAGAAGGAGUCCAAGAAGACAAUCAGUGUGGAACAUGUCGAACAAGCGCUCACAGAUUUGGGUUUUGGAAGUUACAUUGAGGGCUGUCGCGGUGUCGUGGGCGAAUGGCAAGAGGUCCAAAAGAAAAGAAUUGGACGCGGCGAGAAAAUGCGCAACUUCGGUGGCUUUGACAAGAUGGGAGAAGAGGAGCUGAGAAAGAUGCAAGAAGCAUUGCUGGGGGAGGCGAGGGGGAGGAUGGAAGGCAGUGGUGCCGGACAAAACGACAUGCAGCAUGGGCAGUAG
Messenger RNA from Cladophialophora psammophila CBS 110553, 498 nucleotides. RefSeq lists its product as uncharacterized. Gene Ontology annotation, cellular component: negative cofactor 2 complex. Gene Ontology annotation, biological process: negative regulation of transcription by RNA polymerase II; chromatin remodeling; positive regulation of transcription by RNA polymerase II. The record is from RefSeq and is a predicted model, not a curated record. Gene Ontology annotation, molecular function: protein heterodimerization activity; TBP-class protein binding; general transcription initiation factor activity. Lineage: Eukaryota; Fungi; Ascomycota; Eurotiomycetes; Chaetothyriales; Herpotrichiellaceae. The transcript has 2 exons. Bases 1 to 498 code for a protein of 165 amino acids.